CCCAUCGAUGCCGGCUUUGGAUUCAAUGCUGGAGUCACCAUCCCUUCUUCUAUCGCCGAUAAAGUCAAGCAUUUCAUCCCUGGCCAGAAGGAGAAGCGUGAUCCCCAGAGAACCCACCCUUUCCGUGACACAGCAAAUGACGACUUGCUACUUCCCAACCUAACACCCGUUACCAGUGGUCACUUGGACUCCCCCCUUGGAAAGCGCGAUCCCCAAAUCAACGCCGGCUUUGGCUUCGACGCUGACGUUACUAUUGACCCUGUUGCUCUACCCGGCCACAUCAAGAAACUCCUCCCAGGUCAAAAGACCAGGCGUGAUGCCCAGCUAACCCGUCCUUUCCGUAACGCAGCAAAUCUCGACUUGGUACGCAACAAGCUAUUACCAGUUAUCAGUAGUCACUUGGGCUCCCCCCUUGGAAAGCGUGACCCCCAAACCGAUGCCGGCUUUGGCUUCAACGCCGGUAUCAACAUCGACCCUAUUGCUCUGCCCGGCCACAUCAAAAAACUCCUCCCGGGCCAGAAGGCCAAGCGUGACCCCCAGAACCGCGGAAAGGGCCAUGUCAUUGGCAAGAUCGCAGAGGGAGUUGCUGGCGGCAUCGGCGCCAUCGCUGAUGGCUUCACUAUCCACCAGGCUCUUCAGGGCAAGCAGGCUUAA
This is a messenger RNA of Bipolaris maydis ATCC 48331, 654 nucleotides long. Lineage: Eukaryota; Fungi; Ascomycota; Dothideomycetes; Pleosporales; Pleosporaceae. The record is from RefSeq and is a predicted model, not a curated record.